Cornus florida is the source of this 795-nucleotide messenger RNA. RefSeq lists its product as uncharacterized. The record is from RefSeq and is a predicted model, not a curated record. The coding region runs from base 1 to 795 and encodes 264 amino acids. NCBI's taxonomy places the organism in Eukaryota, Viridiplantae, Streptophyta, Magnoliopsida, Cornales, Cornaceae. The transcript has a single exon.
AUGCUUCAACUUAGACAUAUUGCUAGGCUUCUCAUCAAACAUUCCAUUGGCAAUGGUGCUAAUACAUCCUUCUGGUGGGAUAACUGGGCACCAGGUGGACCACUGUGCUCUAGAUUUCCACUUAAUCUACUAAUUGAAGGUGGGUUUAUUGAAGGAAUCACAGUGGAAAAUUUCAUUGUUAACAACAAUUGGGCUUUCCCAAUCACUCUCACCAAUGCCAUACCAGAAUUGCUCAACCUACUUGCACCAUGCAUUUUUAGAAGGGACACUAAGAAGUGGAUGGCUUCUCCUACUGGCCUCUACUCAUUCAACCACACUAUUGCACAUUUAACUGGUGACCUUCCUACUGCCCCAUGGCACAAUCUAGUUUGGCACUCUCUAACCAUAGCAAGAAUGAAGUUCAAUCAUUGGCUGGUUGCCCAAUCCAGAUUGCCACCCCUUGACAGGAAAUCAAUGGCCAACCACAACAACAUUUGUUCUUUGUGUAGCAUGUCUACUGAGUCUCAUGACCACCUAUUCUUCAAUUGCUCCUUCAUCUCCCCUCUGUGCCGUUUUAUCAAAUACAAAUGCAACAGUCAUAUAGCAAUUAAGAAUUGGGAAACUUUAGUACUGUGGGCAAGUAAUCAAUGGAAAGCAAACAACCCUACAAAUCUACACAGGAAAUUGGGGUUAUCUACUUUGGUGUAUCAUUAUAUCAUACCUGGGAAGAGAGGAAUGCCAGAAUAUUCAGAGGUCAGAAGGCUUCACAGAAGGUUGUAUGUGCUAAGAUCUCCUCCACCAUUGCUGCAAUUUUGA